Cuscuta campestris is the source of this 2701-nucleotide messenger RNA. Lineage: Eukaryota; Viridiplantae; Streptophyta; Magnoliopsida; Solanales; Convolvulaceae. The record is from the annotation of a GenBank genome assembly.
AGUAUAUUUUUAAAAAUGAUGAGACCUGAAAGUUGUUAUUACAAAACCAAGAGUACAACGUAGUAAUUUUUUUUUGAUAAAUCUCUAUUCGUUGAGGUGGAUUUAUAAUUAAAAAAGAAGAAAGUAAAAAAGUGUUUAUUGGGCCGGAUGCCCGACGAGCACAUGUUUUUAAGCCCAUUCGGUAUCCCAAGACCCAUACUGUGGUCCUCUUUUCGGGCGAUCUUCUAGCCUAGGUCUGGUAUCGGUAAUUUGAGCAAAAUGCCCGGGAAGCCGACGGAUGCCGGCGACCGAGCUAUAGUCACAGUUCCACCGGAACCCAAUAACCCCACGGUCUACCCCCUCCGUCACGGCCUGAAAUACCCAAUUCACCGCACCUCAAUCUCCUGGGCGCGCGGGAACACUCUCCGCGUCACCCUCCUUCGGAAGCCGGAUGCCGACAUUGCUGUCGCCGGAGACGGAGAAGCCGGCGGGAAGGUGGUCGAGCUGAACCUGAGUAAUAUCGGAGGCGAAGAGAUCGAUGCAGUGAGGUGGAGGAAAAUCGCGUAUGGGUCUGUGACUCCCUUUGCACUUCUGCAGAGCCGGAAGAACUCCAUGGCUGCUCUGUCGAAGAUGUAUUCGGAAUCCCCACCAUACAAUGCUGAGUGGUCAGAUCAUAUUAUGGAGUAUAGCAAAGAAAUUAGUUCUCUUCUUGGUAAUCCAAUGUCAGACCCUCCUUCACUCAUUGAAGAUCCAAAAGAAGUCCUAAAGAAAGGUGAGGAGCCCACAUGUUUAAAAGGUGCGUGGGAGCUAAUAGAGAUUUUCUACGCAGACAAGCAAUCCCAAGCUUGGAUAUCAGAACGGCUGAUUGAUUGGUUGGCUGACUAUGAUUCUUUAUUUUCUGGAACCCACCAGACAGUGCAUCUGAAAGUUGCAGAUUUUCAGAAAGACCUUGUUACUCUACAGACUAUUGAAAAUGAUCCCAAGUACUGGGAGGCAUUAGCUUCAACAUUGGCAGUUGGCUGGUUAGAUACUGUUGAAAAACUGUUGCGCUUGCAUGGAUCUUAUCAGCUUGAUCAGCUAGGAACUCGUGAGACAGAGAAUGGGCUGGUAGAAACUGUUGCUGUUCUCAUAUCAAAAAUGCCCAGAAUGCGUCCGAGUAUACCAGCUGGAAAACUAGGUGAAUGUUACCCAUCCAAGCCAGAUUUCAUGAAGGCUUGGGAAAAGUGGCGAGCACAAAUAACUAAGUUGGAUUGCAGUGCAUAUUGGUUUCAAUGUGAGCACCAGCAGACCAGGGACGGACUUAAAAACAUCCUCCAGAUUAUGUUGGGGAAUGCCACUGCUCUGUCAAAUGCAACAUUUCAUUGGAUGGAGCUUUUUGUUUCUCACUCUCUAUAUGUCCGGCCGUUCACAAUGGGUCUAGAAAGCAUGUACAAUCUUUCUCAGAAGUGCAUGCAGAUAAAGCCAAUUUCCCGUUCCCACAGGUUGCUAAGCCUUUUACUUGGCAUAUUUGGAGAAAAUGUUGAGGUUGUAAUAGCUGAAUGCUCAAGAUCUUUUGGUCCCUGGAUGAUGGCACAUGCAAUAGAGCUAUUAACAUCAGAGUGUACUCAAGCAGAAAUUCUUUUGCACGAAGAGCAGCCUAAACUUGAAGGGAUUAGCUUAGAAGAGCUUCAUCGACUUGUUUAUGCUGAAGUUCUGUCAUCUCAUGCUUUGACGUGGCAGAUUGCACCAAUUUACUUGACAUCAUGUGUGAAGCUUGGAAUCAACUUGUUGGAAAAUCUUUUGUACAAGCAACCUGUACAAUGGCACCAAGUUCUACUGAAGAGCCUUGAGAUCUGUCGUCUCUAUGAACUUAACAAUGUCACUUCGAACCUUAUGAAGAUUGCUGGAGUCCAUUACUGGAAACAUGGAAAGAAAGGUUCUGCAAUUUUUUGGCUUCAGCAAGCACGGGAUGAAAUUCGGCUGAACAGAAUUGCAAAGUUGUUAUUUGAUUUUGUUGGGAAGUCUGUAUCUGAUGAAGGUUUCAAGCAAUGGGAAGGGUUAAUUGAAUUGCUAGGAUCAGAGCCUAGGACCGCAAGUGGUCUUGAGUUUUUGAACAGGUAUAGGGAUUUCAGGCGAUGCCUUCUGCAGGUUGAAGGUAACACAUCCACUGAUGCUGCCCCGAAAGCUGCAGAAGCCCUUAUAUCUCUGAUGAGAAACCCAUCAACACCUCAACAGUUUUGGCUUCCUCUUCUGCAUGAUUCAUUAAAAUUACUUAACUGGCGGGAGCACCCGGUUUUCAACGUUUCCCAGACUAACCUGCUCUUGAGUAAACUGCAAGAACUGUCUAUGGCAAAACUGCGCCCGGAUUUCGUAGAGAGUAACUUGCCAAACGAGGCAUUAGGCUCAGUCAGACUGGCCCUCGCUACUAACUUGGGACGUGCCAUCCUCGAGGAGUGACGAUCUUGUGGGCCCCACACGUGUUUUGUCGUUUCCUCUGUAACACUACCCAAUUGAAAUGUGCAUUGCUAUACCGGCGUGAAAAGGAGAACAGUCUCUCAAGUCUCAAAAGUCUGGGUUUCAUCUUCUGUAUAUUCAUUUGCACCCUAACUGGAAAAGGAGAAGAAUGAUUUAUUGUUAUUAUUUUUAAAAUUUAUUUAAUCGUUACAACUGUGCAAGGCAAAGUAAGAUUACAAUCCUGUAAUUAAUGUUAUUUUCUUUAACAUAGAUUAGACUAAUGUUUUUU